Molecule: messenger RNA, 12854 nt
Organism: Sinocyclocheilus grahami
Lineage: Eukaryota; Metazoa; Chordata; Actinopteri; Cypriniformes; Cyprinidae
Product: low-density lipoprotein receptor-related protein 2-like
Exons: 72
Coding region: 10-12309 (4099 amino acids)
Cellular component (GO): signaling receptor complex; plasma membrane
Molecular function (GO): calcium ion binding; protein binding
Source: RefSeq, a predicted model, not a curated record
GCUGGCUUCAUGAGGGGCUGGACACACCAGCCGGGACCGUGCGUCACAAUGCACCUACAACUUCUCCUCAUUAUAACUUUAUGUGUGCUUCAUUGCGAUUGUCAAGGUUCAAGUUGUGAGGUGGGGUCUUUCCGUUGUGGGACAGGCCGUUGUAUUCCAGCAAGCCAGAGGUGCGAUGGAACAACCGACUGUUCGGAUAACUCAGAUGAAUUUGGCUGCCCCGAGCCCACCUGCGAGAGUGCUCAGUUCCAGUGCUUGAGUGACGGCGAGUGCAUUCCGCAGCACUGGGCCUGCGAUGAUGAAGAGGAUUGCGAGGAUGGCUCCGAUGAAAGGCAGCACUGCCCUGGCAGGACAUGCUCCAGUUCACAGUUCACCUGCACGAAUGGGGCCUGCAUCCCGGGAAGAUACAGGUGCGACCAUGUGCCUGACUGUCUAGACGGAGCAGAUGAGAGAAACUGCCUGUACCCAGAGUGCUUGGAGCUGAGGUGUGCUAACGGGGCGUGUUAUAACAGGAGUCAGCGCUGUGACCAGGUGCUCAACUGCCGAGACGGCUCAGAUGAAGCCAAUUGCACCCAGCGGUGCAGUGGCGGUCAGUUUCAGUGCGGUAAUGGAGAAUGUAUUCCUCGCGGAUACGUCUGCGAUCAUGACGAUGAUUGUGGAGACAGAAGUGAUGAACAGAACUGCACUUACCCAACCUGCAGAGGAACGUACUUCACCUGUCCCAGCGGCCGCUGCAUUCAUCAGGUCUGGCUGUGUGAUGGAGAGGAUGACUGCGAGGACAAUGCAGACGAGAGAGGCUGCGAUAAUGUCCAGCGUGAGUGUUAUCCCGGGGAAUGGCCGUGUCCUUCUUCUGGUGUUUGCAUCCCUCUGGAGCAUCUCUGUGAUGGGACGGCACACUGUCCGGACGGAGAAGAUGAAACCAAUACCACUGCCGGACGCAACUGCAGUAUCUGGCGCUGUGCAUCUCUGAGCUGUGAGCAUCACUGUCACGCCUCUCCUGAAGGAGGAACCUGUGCCUGUCCGCCAGGAUACAUGGUCAGCAGAAACGACAGCCGCUCAUGCAUUGAUUAUGAUGACUGUAGUCUGUGGGGCAUGUGCGACCAGCUGUGUGAGGAUCGGAUCGGAAGCCAUCGCUGCAGCUGUCGGGACGGUUACCUUCUGGAGCAGCACAGAUACUGCAGAGCAAAUCCCUCAUCUGGGGUGCCUUCGCUUAUAUUCUCCAAUGGGAGAGACUUGCUGAUUGCUGAUGUCCACGGACACAGUACUCAAACCCUGGUCGAGUCCCAGAACAGAGGAGUUGCUGUUGGUGUGGACUUUCAUUACCAGCUGCAAAGGGUCUUUUGGACCGACACAAUCCAAAAUAAGGUGUUUUCAGUGGAUAUGGACGGGUCGCGUUUGCAGGUGGUGCUGAACGUAUCCGUGGACUAUCCUGAAAACCUGGCCGUGGACUGGGUGAAUAAUAAGCUGUACGUGGUGGAGGCCAGCGUCAACAGAAUCGACAUGGUGGACUUGGAUGGGAGCAAUCGGGUCACACUAAUCGCCGAGCACCUGGGCAACCCGAGAGGUCUUGCGCUUGACCCGACCGUGGGGUACCUUUUCUUCUCUGACUGGGAUACUUUGAAUGGAGAACCGGGUUUGGAAAGGGCCUACAUGGAUGGUAGCAAUCGCUAUGGGAUCAUCAGGACCAAACUCGGCUGGCCUGCUGGGAUUACUUUGGACCUUGAGGCUAAAAGAGUAUAUUGGGUGGACAGCCGAUAUGAUUAUAUCGAAACAACAACUUAUGAUGGCUUGCACAGGAAAACUGUGGUCCAUGGUGGGUCUGUGAUUCCUCAUCCAUUUGCCAUUACUCUAUUCGAGCAUUCAGUCUACUACACUGACUGGACUAAGAUGGCAGUUAUGAAGGCUAAUAAAUACAGCGACAACAGCCCACAAGAGCUCUACAGGACCUCUCAGAGACCACAUGGCCUGACUAUGGUCCAUGCAUACAGACAGCCUUUUGUAAGUAACCCCUGUGGCGCCAAUCGAGGAGGCUGUGAACACAUCUGUGUUCUGAGUCACAGAACUGAUAACGGUGGCUUGGGAUAUCGCUGCCGCUGCCGAAUGGGCUAUGAUUUACAUGCUGACGGCAAGAGAUGCCUGGCUGUGAGGCAGUUUCUGCUGUUCUCCAGUCAGCUGGCAGUCAGAGGGAUCCCCUUCAACCUGUCCACACAGGAAGACAUCAUUCUCCCCAUCACAGGAACUCCGUCUUAUUUCGUUGGAGUGGACUUCAGUGCUGCGGACAAUUCAGUUUUCUUCUCUGAUACGGUGAAGGACAUCAUCUACAAACAGAAAAUUGAUGGAACCGGUGAGUAUGACAAUUAUAUUUUCUGGACUGACUGGUACCGUCCUGCAAAGAUUAUGCGGGCCUGGGGUGAUGGGUCACAUGCUCAGUCGAUUGUAAACACCACUCUCGGCUGGCCCAAUGGCUUGGCCAUUGACUGGAGUGCCAUGCGGCUGUAUUGGGUGGACGCCUUCUUUGAUAAGAUCGAGCACAGCAACUUUGAUGGACAAAACAGGUUGUCUUUGAAUCGCAUCACUCAGAUCUCCCAUCCGUUUGGACUUACUAUUUUUGGAGGUUAUGUGUACUUCACCGAUUGGCGGCUGAGUGGAAUCGUGCGGGUCCGUAAAACAGACGGAGGGGAGAUGAUGAUCAUUCGUCGAGGGAUCAGCCACAUCAUGCAUGUCAAAUCCUUCAAUGCUGAUUCGCAGAUUGGAUCUAACUUCUGCAACAGGCAAACAAACCCAAAUGGAGACUGCAGUCAUUUCUGUUUCCCAGCGCCGUACUCCCAGCGAGUGUGUGGCUGUCCAUAUGGAAUGAAGCUGGAAGCGAAUCAGCAGACGUGUGUGGAUGAUCCAUCCAAUGAGCCGCCGACCCUCCAGUGUGGCUCCAACUCCUUCUCAUGCACUAAUGGGAAGUGUGUCCCCCAGAGCUACCAAUGUGACGGUGUCGAUGACUGUCAUGACAACAGCGAUGAGGCCAACUGUGGCACUAAUAAUAACACAUGCUCGCCCAUUGCCUUCACCUGUGCCAAUCAGCGCUGUGUGCCCAGAAGCUGGCACUGCGACGGACACAAUGACUGUUUUGAUGGCAGUGACGAGAGGGAGUGUCCCACCCAGACCCCCGGCACUUGCCAGGCUGACCAGUUCAGCUGCGCCAACCAUCACUGCAUCCCCCGCACAUGGCUCUGUGACACCGACAAUGACUGCGGAGACGGAUCCGAUGAAAACAACUGCGAUUCUAUUGGCACAUGCCACCCUGAUCAGUUCCAGUGUCCGGACCAUCGCUGCAUUGACCCCAAUUACGUGUGUGAUGGAGACAGAGAUUGUGCAGACGGAGCGGAUGAACAGCGCUGUGUGUACAACUGCACAGCAUAUGAGUUUAAGUGUGCAAAUGGGCAUCAGUGUGUGAACUCCUACUACCGAUGUGACGGGGUGUUUGACUGUAACGAUCGCUCCGAUGAAUCUGGUUGUCCCACUAGGCCGCCCGGCAUGUGUCACCACGAGAGUGAGUUUCAGUGCCAGUCAGACGGCAGUUGUGUUCCUGUGAACUGGGAAUGUGACGGGCACCCAGACUGUGAAGAUGGCUCAGACGAACACCACGCGUGUCCACCGCGGACGUGCCCCACCUCGCAGUUCCGCUGUGAUAAUGGGAACUGUGUUUUCCGUGGCUGGAUUUGUGACGGUGAUAAUGACUGUCGGGAUGGCAGCGAUGAGCGAGACUGUCCCACGCCGCCGUUCCGCUGUCCCAGCUGGCAGUGGCAGUGCCCUGGACACAGUGUGUGUGUUAACCUCAGCAGGGUGUGCGACAACACGCCAGACUGUCCCAACGGCGCCGAUGAAUCCCCUCUCUGCAAUGAGCCCUUACCAGAUCAGGAGAGCUGCUCGGAUAACAAUGCGGGCUGCACUCACGGCUGCAUUCAGGGCCCGUUUGGAGCCCAGUGCACGUGUCCUAUGGGCUUCCAGCUGAGUAACGACUCAAAGACGUGUGAGGACAUCGAUGAAUGCCAUCCUCCGGGCGUCUGCAGUCAGCACUGCUUCAACGAGAGAGGCUCCUUCCGCUGCCAUUGUCAGGAUGGAUACACUCUAGAGGCAGACGGACGCACCUGCAAGGCCUCAGUGCUAAGACAGAUAUUAGUGGAGUGGAGCCACGGUCGGACUCUGGAGGCCAACUGGACCUACUCAGCGGGGUCUAGUGUAGCCUCUCGUAUUACCACAGAUAAGACAAAUAACAUAAUGUCAGUCACAAACUUUCUUAUGGGGCUUCAAUGUGUUUUUCCUGCAGGUUAUAACCCCUGUGACCCCCGUUCGAGCCCCUGCACUCAUAUCUGCCUCCUGUCAGCGAUCGGCCCCAGGUUCUACUCCUGUGCCUGUCCGUCUGGAUGGACUCUUGCCACUGACCAGUUCACAUGUGUUCUCAGGCUAAAAGGAGAAAUUCAGUACAGAAAGACUCUCAUCACUAACAACGGCUCACCUACUGGUGCAGGAGCUCCCGUUGGCAUUGCGGUGGAUCCGGCACGUGGAAAGAUGUACUGGACAGAUCAGGGAACAGAGAGCGGGAUCCCUGCCAAGGUGGCGUCGGCAGAUAUGGACGGCUCCAACGCGGCCAUCCUCUUCACCCAUAAUCUGGAACAUGUGGAGUUCAUAACUAUAGACAUCAGAGAGAACAAGCUCUACUGGGCUGUUACAGGAACUGGCGUGAUCGAGCGCGGCGAUCCCGAUGGAUCAAACCGCAUCACUAUGGUGAAUGGACUGUCCCAUCCGUGGGGUGUGGCUGUAUACGACUCCUACCUGUACUUCACAGAUCGAGACUUUGAAGUGAUUGAACGCGUCGACAAAGCCACGGGACUCAACCGGGUUGUAAUGCGGGAUAACGUGGCCGGUCUGAGAGUACUCAAAGUACACUACAGAGACUCCUCAGCAGGAUCGUCUAACGGCUGCAGUAAUAACGUGGGGACAUGUGAGCAGUUGUGUCUGCCUCGUCCCGGUGGCCUGUUCAGCUGCGCCUGUGCGACUGGGUUCAAACUCAGUGCUGAUAACAGAACCUGUUCUCCAUACCAAUCCUAUGUGGUGAUCUCUAUGCUCACUGCCAUCAAGGGCUUCAGUCUGGAGGAAGCGGAUCACUCGGAGUCUAUGGUGCCUGUAGCAGGCAGAGGCCGCAAUGCUCUUCAUGUAGACGUGCACAUGCCUUCCGGUUUCAUUUACUGGUGUGACUUCAGCAGCACCGUGGCGUCUCAGAACGGAAUCCGCCGGAUCAAACCGGACGGAUCUGGAUUCCGCAGCAUUGUCACCUCUGGAAUCGGACGCAAUGGCAUACGAGGCAUUGCUGUAGACUGGGCAGCAGGAAACCUCUAUUUCACCAAUGCCUUCUUGACUGAGACGUACAUUGAAGUGAUUCGACUCAAUACCACGUUCCGUCGUGUUCUUCUCAAGACCCAAGUAGACAUGCCUCGUCAUAUUGUGGUGGACCCCAUGAACAGAUACCUCUUCUGGGCCGACUAUGGACAGACCCCCAAAAUCGAGCGAGCUUUUCUAGAUGGCUCCAACCGGACUGUGCUGGUUUCCUCAGGCAUCGUCACCCCCAGAGGCCUGGCUUUGGACCACCGAGACGGAUACAUCUACUGGGUGGACGAUUCCCUGGACAUGAUCGCACGAGUCCGGCCCGAGGGGGGCGAGACGGAGAUCGUACGGUAUGGGAGUCGCUAUCCGACUCCGUAUGGCAUCACCGUGUUUGAGGGGACUGUAAUCUGGGUGGACAGAAACCUAAAGAAAGUCUUCCAAACGAGCAAACAGCCAGGCGCGACCGACCAGCCGCUCGUGAUCCGAGACAACAUCAACAUGCUGCGGGACGUCACGAUCUACGACCGGAGAAUGCAGCCAAGUUCAGCCCACGAGCUCCAUAACAACCCCUGCUUGGAGUCUAGCGGCGGCUGCUCUCACUUCUGCUUCGCCAUCCCAGGAACUCAGACGAGGAAGUGUUCGUGUGCCUUUGGGAAUCUGGCUGCAGAUAGCAGCAGUUGUGUGGUAUCCCGGGAUGACUACCUUAUCUAUACGACCGAAAGCACUGUACGAUCUCUGCGGCUGGAUCCAGAGGAUCAUUCUCUGCCCUUUCCCGUGGUUAAUGUGCCCCGGACUUCGGUAGCCCUUGAUUUCGACCGGUUGGAUGGCAGGAUCUAUUUCACCCAGAGCUCGGGAGCGGGCCAGAGCAAGAUUAGCUUCAUUACUUUGGCUUCACCUGCCUCUCCUGCGACAGAGGUGGCCUCAGAUCUGGGAGCUCCUGAUGGCAUCGCCUAUGACUGGAUCAAUAAGAGGAUCUAUUACAGUGACUAUAUUAACCAGAGCAUCAGCUCCAUGGCAGUGGAUGGAUCUCAGAGGACUGUUGUAGCACAGGUGCCCAGACCCAGAGCCAUCAUGCUGGAUCCCUGUAGAGGGUAUAUGUACUGGACAGACUGGGGAACCAACGCAAAGAUAGAACGUGCAACUCUGGGAGGGAAUUUCAGGACAGAGAUCGUCAACACUAGCUUGGUUUGGCCAAAUGGUCUGACGCUAGACUAUGAGGAUCAAAGGCUGUACUGGGCAGAUGCCAGCUUACAGAAGAUUGAGAGAUGCUCCCUCACCGGCACUAACCGUGAGGUCAUCGUAAGCACCGCCAUCUACCCGUUUGCAAUGACAGUGUACGAUCAGCAUAUCUACUGGACGGACUGGAACACACGCAGCAUCUACCGUGCAAACAAGCACGAUGGCUCCGACCAGAGAGUGAUGCUACAGAACCUUCCAUCACGGCCCAUGGACAUCCACGUGCUCUCCAACAGCAAACAGCAGCAGUGCAGCAGUCCCUGCGAACAAUUCAAUGGUGGAUGCAGCCAUAUUUGCACUCCAGGUCCUCAGGGAGCAGAGUGUCAGUGUCCCUCUGAGGGCCGUUGGUAUCUGGCCGACAACAAACAUUGUAUCCCUGACAAUGGCACACGCUGUCAGUCGGGCCAGUUUACUUGCAUGAAUGGCCGCUGCAUCCGCGCCCAGUGGAAAUGCGACAACGACGAUGACUGUGGGGACGGCAGUGAUGAACUCGAGAGGGUCUGCGGAUCCAAGAGUCAUUUCGUUUUUGUCCCACAAGCAGCAGCAUUCAUUUCACUCUCAGCAUUUCACACCUGCGAGCCCACAGUGUUCACAUGUGGAAAUGGCCGUUGUGUGCCAUAUCACUAUCGCUGCGAUCACUAUAAUGACUGCGGGGAUAACAGCGACGAGACCGGCUGCCUGUUCCGGCCCUGUGACCCCAACACUGAGUUCGCCUGCAAUAACGGUCGCUGCAUUGCACGGGAAUACGUCUGCAACGGAAUAAACAAUUGCUACGACAAUGGGACCUCGGAUGAGCAGAACUGUGCUGAGAGGACAUGUCAGCCAGAGCACACCAAAUGUCAGACCACCAACAUCUGCAUCCCACGCUCAUACCUGUGUGAUGGAGAUAAUGAUUGCGGUGACAACAGCGACGAGAGCCCAACGCAUUGUGCCACAUCUACAUGUUCCCAGAAUGAGUUUCGCUGUUCGAGUGGACGCUGCAUUCCUGGACACUGGUACUGUGAUGGUGGUACAGACUGUAAUGAUGGUUCUGAUGAGCCCAUUACCUGUACCACCACGGUGAGGACCUGCAACUCCGACCAGUUCCGCUGCGAUGACGGAAGGUGCAUCGCUUCGUCCUGGAUCUGCGAUGGAGACAAUGAUUGCGGGGACAUGAGCGAUGAGGACGAGAGACACAACUGUGGCAUCAAUGAGUGCACAGACCCGUCCAUGCACCACUGCGACCACAACUGCACCGACACGCCCACCAGCUUCAUCUGCACCUGUCGCCAUGGUUACCGCCUCAUGUCCGACAACAAAACCUGCGACGAUGUGGACGAGUGCUCGGUUACGCCCAGCGUGUGCAGCCAGGUGUGCGAGAACACCAUGGGCUCGUACGUGUGCAAGUGUGCUCCAGGCUUCCUCCGCGAACCCGAUGGACGCAGCUGCAGGCAAAACAGCAACAUCACCCCCUACCUGAUCUUCAGCAACCGCUACUAUCUGCGCAAUCUGUCGACGGACGGCGAGGCCUACUCGCUCAUUCUGCAGGGCCUCACCAGCGUGGUGGCGCUGGACUUCGAUCGGGUGGACAAACGCUUGUACUGGAUCGACGUGAGCCGGAGGGUGUUGGAGCGGAUGUUCUUUAACGGGACGGGACGAGAGGUGGUGGUCAACGGGAUUUUACAUGGCGAGGGCCUGGCGGUGGACUGGGUCGGGAGGAAGCUGUACUGGGUCGACAGCUUUCUCGACUGCAUGAAGGUGUCGGAGCUGGAUGGCCGGUUUGUGAGGAAGUUAGCAGAACACUGUGUGGAUGCUAAUAACACAUACUGCUUCGAGAAUCCCAGAGCCAUCGCUCUGCAUCCAAAGCUUGGAUACGUGUACUGGACUGACUGGAGAGACAAAGCCUUCAUUGGACGUGUCGGGAUGGAUGGGAAUAACAAGUCGGCCAUCAUCACUACUAAGAUCGAGUGGCCCAACGGUCUGACUAUUGACUACACCAAUGACAAGCUGUACUGGUCUGAUGCUCACCUCAACUACAUCGAAUUCUCAGAUCUGGACGGGAAUCACAGGCACACUGUGUACGACGGCGUCCUGCCGCAUCCUUUCGCCAUCACGGUGUUCGAGGAAAGCGUGUACUGGACGGACUGGAACACGCGCACGGUGGAGAAGGGCAACAAAUACAACGGCUCUGGACGGGAAGCGCUCAUCAACACCACCCACCGACCGUUCGACAUCCACGUGUGCCAUCCCUACCGCCAGCCCAUAGUGACGAAUCCGUGCGCGGUCAAUAACGGCGGCUGUUCUCACCUUUGCCUCCUGCGAGCCGGAGGUCAGGGUCACACCUGCGAGUGUCCUGAUCACUUCCUUACUGUGCAGAUAGGUGGCGCUGCACGCUGUCUGCCCAUGUGCUCCAGCACACAGUACAGAUGCGCAGACAACGAACGCUGUAUCCCUAUCUGGUGGAAGUGUGACGGUCAGCGAGACUGCAGAGACGGUUCGGAUGAGCCCUCCACGUGUCCCCUCCGGCACUGCAGACUGGGCCAGUUCCAGUGUAAUGACGGAAACUGCAGCAGCCCGCACUUCCUGUGCAACUCUAAUCAGGACUGUCCCGAUGGGUCGGAUGAAGACACGGUGCUGUGUGCCACCCAUCAGUGUGAGUCUCAUCAGUGGCAGUGUGCCAAUAAGCGCUGCAUCUCUGGGGCCUGGCAGUGCGACGGCGAGAACGACUGCGGCGACGGAUCUGACGAGGAUCCCGCUCACUGCUCCAGCAGGACAUGCAGACCCGGGCAGUUCAAGUGCAGGAACGGCCGAUGCAUCCCGCAGAGCUGGAAAUGUGACGUGGACGACGACUGUGGUGACAACUCCGACGAGCCCAUCAACGAAUGCAUGGGUCCGGCGUACAGAUGUGACAAUCACACAGAGUUUGCCUGCAGGACAAACUACCGCUGUGUUCCUCUGUGGGCCGUGUGCAACGGACACAACGACUGCAGGGACAACAGCGACGAACAGAACUGUGAGGAGUUGACCUGUGAGCCGGCGGGUGAUUUCCGCUGUGAUAACCACCAGUGCAUCCCCCUGCGCUGGCGCUGCGACGGAGACAAUGACUGCGGCGACGGAUCUGACGAACACAACUGCACCCCUCGUCCGUGCACAGAGAGCGAGUACCGCUGUGACAACCUGCACUGCAUUCCUGACCGCUGGGUUUGUGACCAUGACAACGACUGCGAGGACAAUUCUGACGAGAGAGACUGCGAGCUGCGGACCUGUCACCCGGGUUACUUCCAGUGCAGUAGCGGCCACUGCAUCGCUGAGCGCUUCAAAUGUGACGGCAAUGCUGACUGUCUCGACUUCACUGAUGAAAGCUCCUGUCCCACACGCUACCCGAACAGCACCUACUGUCCACCCUUCCUGUUUGAGUGCAAGAACCACGUGUGUGUGCAGCAGCACUGGAUAUGUGACGGAGAUAAUGACUGCGGGGAUAAUUCAGAUGAAGAACUGCAUCUCUGCUUGGACAUCUCAUGUGAUCCUCCGUUCCGUUUCCGCUGUGAUAACACCCGCUGCAUCUACAGUCACGAGCUCUGCAACUCUAUAGAUGACUGCGGUGAUGGAACCGACGAGAGGCCGGAGCAUUGUGUGACUCCCACACAUGGGCCCUGCUCUGGAGACGAGUAUAAAUGUGGGAACGGUCAGUGCAUUCCUCUGCAGUACGCCUGCGACGACUAUGACGACUGUGAAGACCAGACCGAUGAACUCGGCUGCUACUAUGGCCAUGGGCGCACAUGCAGUGAGAAUCUGUGUGAGCAUAACUGCACGGAUUUGUCGACUGGGGGCUUUAUUUGCUCCUGUAGAACUGGAUAUAAACCCAACCCGGAGGACAAGAACACCUGCGAUGAUGUGAACGAGUGUGAGAUUUACGGGACGUGUCCACAGCUGUGCAGGAACACUAAGGGCAGUUAUGAGUGUUUCUGUGCUGAAGGGUUUCGAUCAGUGGGAGAGCAGCUGGGAGUCGAAUGCGCUGCUGAGGGAAAUCCUCCCGUCUUGUUAUUGCCUGAUAAUGUGCGGAUCCGUCGAUUUAAUCUCUCAUCGGCGCAGUACUCAGAUUAUGUGGAUAAUGCAGAGCACAUUCAGGCACUGGACUACCUGUGGGACCCAGAAGGCCUCGGUCUAAGUAUAGUGUACUGGACAGUGUUGGGACGAGGCUCAGAGUUCGGUGCGAUUAAGAGGGCCUACAUGACCACGUUUGAUGACCAUGGAAAUAAUCCUGUAAAGGAGGUGGACCUGAACCUCAGAUACAUCUCCAGCCCUGACGGCAUCGCUGUGGACUGGAUUGGAGGCCAUAUUUACUGGACAGAUGCUGGCACUAAUAGAAUCGAAGUGGCAAAACUGGAUGGACGUUACAGAAAGUGGUUAAUUCAUAGCGAUCUUGAUCAACCGGCCGCUAUUGUGGUCAAUCCUAGUCUAGGUAAGAUGUUCUGGACCGACUGGGGCAGAAAGCCCAAGAUUGAGACGGCGUGGAUGGAUGGGCAGCACAGAGAGGUGCUGUUAGAUGAAGAUCUGGGCUGGCCUACUGGUUUAGCUUUGGACUACCUGAAUGAAAACCGCAUCUACUGGUGUGACUCAAAAGAAAACAUCAUUGAAUCGAUGAAAGUGGACGGAACAGACCGGCAAAUCAUCAUAUCAGGAGACAUCGGUCACCCCUACAGUCUGGAUGUGUUCGAGGGACACGUGUACUGGACGACUAAAGAGAAGGGAGAAGUGUGGAAAAAAGAUAAGUUCGGGAAAGGAGACAAGGUGAAGGUGUUGACCAUAAACCCCUGGCUGACUCAAGUACGCAUCUAUCAGCAGCACCGACACAACCACUCGGUGCUCAACCCCUGUCCGAGUGUCUGCAGUCACCUGUGUUUGCUGCGGCCGGGUGGAUACACCUGUGCCUGUCCGCAGGGCUCCACGCUGUUCGCUUUCAACAAGAAUGAAUGUGAUGCCGCCAUUGAGGCAGAGGUGUCCAUGCCGCUUGCAUGCAGAUGCAUGAACGGAGGAACAUGCUACACUGAUGAGGGAGGCCUGCCGAAGUGCAAGUGUUCAUACGGAUACUCGGGUAGUUACUGUGAAAUGGGGAAGUCUAGAGGUGCUCCUGCAGGGACAGCUGUGACUGUCCUGUUAGCAGUGGUUAUUAUUCUGAUUACUGGAGCCCUGGUUGUGGGAGUUUUCCUCAACUACAAGCGCACCGGCUCUCUCAUCCCGUCAAUGCCUAAACUACCCAGUCUGAGCAGCCUGGUGAAGUCGGCAGACACAGGAAACGGAGUGUCGUUUCAUUCAGGUGACAAUGUCACGAUGGACCUGGAGCCUCAGACUCUGGGAGUGUCGUUCAUCGACAGGGCCAUGCAGCUGGAUGAGAAUUUCGAAGACUCUGGUAGGCAGCCAAUCACUUUUGAGAAUCCUCUGUACUCGACUGCAGCCGGCUCAGCCAGCGAUCCGGCAGUAAUACACGCUACACAGGUCACUGUGAACAUCAGCGGUGACCAGGUGGACGGCAGCAACAAUACUACAAUGCAGGAUGAGCAGACGCAUGGAGCUGCAGACGCCAGCUCUUCAUCACAGCCGUCUCCUUUCGUUCCUCCUCCCAAACCCCAGAAGCGAGAGAAACUCGGCGUGUAUUCACCGACGGAGGACACCUUCAGAGACACGGCCAACCUGGUUAAAGAGGACAGUGAAAUAUGACCAUCACACACACACACACACAUGGGAAAAUACAAAGAAACAUCCCUUUGCACAGAAUCUAUUUUUAUAUGCAGCCUGCAUACGACAGAAAUCAAUUUAAGAUUAUUUUUGAAACAAAAAAAAGUAUAGAUGAGAAUAGAUUAAAUGUUUGUAUAGUCUACAGGAAAGAGACUUUGCCUUCUGAUAUUUUGUAUGCCAAUUCACGUUGUAUGAUUCUUUUUUUAUUAUUAUUGUGACGUCAUAUUUGUAUAUCUUUGCACUGAUGCUGCUGAAGGAGAAUGUUAUGAAUAUUUUGUACAUUUGUAAAUUGAAAAGAUUUUGUUUGAUAAUAUCCUCUGGUCAGAUGUUAUUUUGAAAUAGAUUAUUACUUAUUCCUGGAGAUUCGCACACACACACACACACACACACCCACAUACAUAUGUCAGCGAUACUGAGAAAAGUGCUUUGAGAGCCAGCUGAGACUUUACCAUUUGAUCUGAUUCUUCUUAAAGGAACAGUCCACCCAAAAAUUCACCCUCAGGCCAAGAUGUAGAUGAGUUUGUUUC